Molecule: messenger RNA, 1953 nt
Organism: Tetrahymena thermophila SB210
Lineage: Eukaryota; Ciliophora; Oligohymenophorea; Hymenostomatida; Tetrahymenidae
Exons: 2
Source: RefSeq, a predicted model, not a curated record
AUGAAUAAUUAAAUUGAUCCUAAAUUCAUUUAGCAAAAUUUUAUAACAGAAGAGAGCAUUGAUUUAGAUCUCCAUAAUAAUUUGAUAGCAUUUAGAUAUGAAUACAUACCAAAUACAAGUUUAAAUGAUUUAUAGAGAAAUUAAAAUUAGACUUAUCUGGUUUUCUUGCCAUAUUUCUUAUAUUAAAAUAACUCUUAAAAUAAUUUGAUUAAGCUCAAUGUAGUUGAGUGCUCUGAUCCUUAACUAAAUGGAUUUAAUUGCUUAGACUUCUCUUCUGUUUCUAAUUUCUCUCUAACACUAAGUGCUUUAUAGGGCAUCGUUUCUAGAAUAUUUAUUUUUACUUACCGCUGCCAAGACACUGAUAUUUAUAAAACAGAUAUACCAAAUAAUUGUGCUAGUUAAGAAUAAAUAGACAAUUUAAUUAGUAAUACAUCUUCUUCGCUCCAUAUAAAAUUAUAUACGUCUUAAUACAACACGAGUUCUUAAAUGGUAUAAGUGAAUUAUAGAAAUGCAUAUCUAAAUCUAUUAGGAGAUUAAUUUUAGCUUAGUAUUUUUAAGACGUAAAAAUAAAUGACAAGUGUUUCUAGUGGAGCUAUUAUCUAAAAAAAAUCCACCUUUUCUUCUCCUAUUCAAUAUUAAUUAUAGAAUUAAAAUUUCGAUAGGUAAAUUUUUAUUUAGAAAACAAAUCUUAAGCUCAUUUUGCAAAUCUCUGUAGAAAUGGAUGAAAUUAUUUAGUAUAGUUAAAUUUAAUAUCAUACAUUUCCUGAAAUUCUAGCUGUUUGUAACAGUACUUUAGCUCUAUUAAUGUGUGUUGGUAUUCUAGCUAGAAAAUUUGCUUCUUAACUUAUAUUUGAAGAUAUUUUCUUACUCUUUCUUCAAAACAUGUAUCAAGGUACCUAUUAAAAAAUGCUGAAAUUAAAUAAAUAGCUUGGAAAAAAGGAAGUCGCUCAGCCAUAAAACGAGAAACAAAUUGAAGAUUGCUUUGUGGAAGAAGAGUCUGAAAAUGCGAAAUCAAUUGUUAUUCCUAAUUUUGAAGCUCAGUAAAUUAAGUCAUUAACUAUAAUAAAAAAUAAAAUAGUAGGUUAAGAAGGAGAGUAAUGUUCUAUAUAAGGUCUUAAAAAAGAGUCAAAUGAUAUGACGAUGGAUUCAUUUAACUUAUAAUUAUGUAAUUAAUGCUGCUUGAAUAAAACUAAUAUUCAGUCUCCUCUAAAAAUUUCUGAUCAAGCUGUUUGUCCUGAAUAAGUAAUUAUCAAUGAAGAAAAAAAACCCAUUUAAAUCAUCUAGCCAAGAAAAUUUAGCAAACCUAAAACAUAAAUAUAAUAAACAAAAAACAUAUUUGAUAGCUCUUAGAAUAUUUAACUUAAUUAAAGUAAAUUUCUAUCAAAGCAGGCUAUAAUUUUUUCUGGUUGCAAUUUAAAAUAAUAAUAAGAAUAAGACAAAACCAAACUAAGUAAAUCUAAUGAAAAAUAAUAAAAGUAAAAGCUCAAUUAUACCGCUAUGUUUGACCAUUCAGUUAUUAAAAAGAUAUAAAAAGUUAUUUUUGGUAAAAGGAUUAAAAAAAAUGAAUACUUGUAAUAAUAAGGGCUAGACCCUAAAACUAAAGAAAAAAUUGAAGAGUAAGUUUUUAAAAGCUUGGAUAUUUUGUAAAUAUUUAAAGAAUUAAUGUUUUUAAAGAAAGCUGUUUUGGUAUUACUAAGUAAGUAAUAACUGGCUGCUCUUAAAUUGGUAGGUUGCUCUUCUGAAAUAUAUCUAAGCUAACUUUAAAAUACUGAAAUAAAACAAAAUAAUUAUUUUGAAGAUUAAAUUUGUCUUUUAGAAUCUGAUGAUUAAUAAUUUGAAUAGAUAACAAAAUUCUUAUAAAGAUGUUAAGAAUAAGGCAAAGAUUUAUGCUAAAUCGAUUAAAGAAUAUUUAGCUCAUUGUGUAUUUAAUUAAAAGAUAAGCUUAUAGAUUGA